This is a messenger RNA of Antechinus flavipes (yellow-footed antechinus), 5160 nucleotides long. RefSeq names its product protein tyrosine phosphatase receptor type E (gene PTPRE). Bases 120 to 2210 code for a protein of 696 amino acids. Gene Ontology annotation, biological process: protein dephosphorylation. Lineage: Eukaryota; Metazoa; Chordata; Mammalia; Dasyuromorphia; Dasyuridae. The transcript has 21 exons. Gene Ontology annotation, molecular function: protein tyrosine phosphatase activity. The record is from RefSeq and is a predicted model, not a curated record.
AGCCGGAGGCACCGGCGCGGCGGCUGGAGAUGCGCAGCGGCCGCGCUCCGCUGUCCGAGGAGCUGCCCCGCCGGCCGCAGGGCCCCAAGGCAGAAGCCGGCUCUUCUUCUUGAUCCGCCAUGGACGCCGCGGGCCGGCGCCUGCUGCUGGGCGUCAGCCUGGCCCUCAGCGCCCCGGCCGCCGAGGCUUUCGGCAACGAGACCACGUCCUCCUACAACGAGACGACCACAAAGUCCCCGGAGGGCGGCGCCCCGCAGCCCCUGCUCAUCGGCGCCCUGGUGCUGGUCUUGCUGCUCAUCCUCGGCGUGCUCCUGGGCAGCUACUUCUUCAGGUUCAGAAGGCAGAGGAAGGCGGCCGUCAGCUCCAACGACAAGAAGAUCCCCAAUGGCAUCUUGGAGGAGCAAGAGCAGCAAAGAGUGAUGCUCCUGAGCCGCUCGCCGUCGGGGCCCAAGAAGUACUUCCCCAUCCCCGUGGAGCACCUGGAGGACGAGAUCCGCCUGCGCUCCGCCGACGACUGCAAGAGGUUCCGCGAAGAGUUCAACUCCCUGCCUUCGGGACACACCCAGGGAACGUUUGAAAUGGCCAACAAGGAAGAGAACCGGGAAAAGAACCGCUACCCCAACAUCCUGCCCAACGACCACUCCAGGGUGAUUCUCAGCCAGGUGGACGGGAUCCCGUGCUCGGACUACAUCAACGCUUCCUACAUCGACGGCUACAAAGAGAAGAACAAGUUCAUCGCUGCUCAAGGCCCCAAACAAGAGACGGUCAAUGACUUCUGGAGGAUGAUCUGGGAGCAGAAGUCGGCCACCAUCGUCAUGCUGACCAACUUGAAAGAAAGGAAAGAGGAGAAGUGCCAUCAGUACUGGCCGGACCAGGGAUGCUGGAUGUAUGGAAACAUCCGGGUCUCGGUGGAAGACUGCAUCGUCCUGGUGGACUACACCAUCCGGAAGUUUUGCAUCCAGUCGCAGCUUCACGAUGGCUGCAAAGCCCCCCGGCUGGUGACCCAGCUCCACUUCACCAGCUGGCCCGACUUCGGGGUGCCCUUCACCCCCAUUGGGAUGCUGAAGUUUCUGAAAAAAGUGAAGACAUUGAAUCCUUCCCACGCAGGGCCCAUCACCGUUCACUGCAGUGCCGGCGUGGGCCGCUCGGGCACCUUCAUUGUCAUCGACGCCAUCAUAGACAUGAUGCACGCUGAGCAGAAGGUCGACGUCUUCGAGUUCGUCUCCAGGAUCCGUAACCAGCGGCCUCAGAUGGUUCAGACUGACAUGCAGUACACGUUCAUCUACCAAGCCUUACUAGAAUACUACCUCUACGGGGACACCGAGCUGGACGUGGCCUCCCUGGAGAAGCACCUCCAGUCCCUCCACAGCCCCACGGCGCCCUUGGACAAGAUCGGCCUGGAGGAGGAGUUCAGGAAAUUGACAAACGUUCGAAUAAUGAAAGAAAACAUGAGAACGGGCAACUUGCCGGCAAACAUGAAGAAAGCGCGCGUCAUCCAGAUCAUUCCAUAUGACUUCAACCGAGUGAUUCUGUCGAUGAAAAGGGGCCAAGAAUACACGGACUACAUCAACGCCUCCUUCAUAGAUGGCUAUCGGCAGAAGGACUAUUUCAUCGCCACGCAAGGACCGCUUCCACACACGGUGGAAGACUUCUGGAGGAUGGUGUGGGAGUGGAAAUGUCACACAAUCGUGAUGCUGACCGAGGUCCAAGAGAGGGAGCAGGAAAAAUGCUUCCAGUAUUGGCCGGCAGAUGGCUCUGUGACUUACGGGGAGAUCAAUAUUGAACUAAAGAGCGACACGGUGUCGGAGGCCAUCAGUGUGCGAGAUUUCUUGGUGACUUUUAAUCAGGAGAAGAAGAGCAGACUGGUCAGACAGUUCCACUUCCACGGCUGGCCUGAGAUCGGGAUCCCCGCCGAAGGGAAAGGGAUGAUCGACCUCAUUGCCGCUGUCCAGAAGCAGCAGCAGCAGACGGGCAACCACCCCAUCACUGUGCAUUGCAGCGCCGGAGCGGGGCGGACAGGUACGUUCAUCGCGCUCAGCAACAUCCUGGAGCGAGUGAAAGCCGAGGGACUCUUGGACGUCUUUCAGGCCGUGAAGAGCUUGCGGCUGCAGCGGCCACACAUGGUGCAAACCUUGGAACAGUAUGAAUUCUGCUAUAAAGUGGUACAAGAUUUCAUCGAUAUAUUUUCUGAUUAUGCUAACUUCAAAUGAAGAUUCCUGCCUUAAAAUGUUUUUUUUUUAUUUAAUGGUCAGUACAGAUGUUUGUAAAUCUUGUUAAUUUAUUUCAUAGUUGACAUUAAUAUUGUUUCUAAUUCCCGUGUAUAUAUUUUGUUACACUUUAAAUAUCACCCUGCUCUAAAAGGUAGAAAUUAAACAAUAGCAUCAUCUUUUUUUUUUUUAAUUGGCAUAACAUGUUAAGUAAAAUAACAUUCUACACACAUGUAUAUAUUGCUCAGCCGAAGGCCUUGUCAGCAGUUAAUAGUGCAUUUCAUUUCAAAGGUCGAGCAGCUCAGAAUUUUGUACGGCCGCCAUUGGAGCUCAAAAGAUGAAUAUUCCUUCACACGCUUAUUUCUGAUGCCGAAACAGUCAUUUCCAUCGUCGGUCAGACAGUUCAGGCAGGUUUUCUGAACGCCACCAGACGUGAAAGCUCUGGCCCUUUCCCCCUUUUAGGCCGUCACCUCCAAGUCUGGUUCAUUCAGAGGGUUUUUUAAGUCUUCUAUUUUAAUCUACAUAUUUCAUUUUCAUUUUUAAAAAUUAUGUAUCAUUUCAAAACCUGGAUCCAGGUCUGGAGCAUAGGAUAAUCAGUUUGUAUACCUACACACAUGUACAUAAGUAGGCGUGUAUGUGUGUAUGUGCUUUGGCCGGGGCUGUCUCCGUGGGCCCCAGCUCCGUACCUGUUGGGUGGGCCUCUGGAGUGCCCACCUCGCCUCUAAGGAGCACCUCAAAAACCUCCCCAUUAUUCAGGCCUGCCUCCAAUUCGGGGACCCCGGAGAUGCCUCGGCCCAAGCUCUGUCCCUGAAGGACGCCAAAAGCAACCUCCCCCCUCAGAAAACACCCCAUGAGUUCCCCAAGUGUCAUUCCAGAUUUUCCCAUGAGCCAGAAAGUCUUCGAAGCAGAGUGCUUAAGCGGAAGUCUUCAGAGAAAUGGAAAUAAUUCUCCUUCAGAUUCUCUGGAAAACACGUUAGUGUGAAAACUUGUCCUGUGUAAAGAACUUAAUUCUUUAUUUUAACACUUUUAAAGUCUGUCUAGAUUUGUAUGAUCUUUUUAAAAGUAUCUCUUAAGGUUAAAACAGAGAUGAGGAAAUCCUCCCACAAAAGUAGUUUGUUUGGGGAGUGUGAUGACCUUAUGUACGGGAGGAAGAUCAAUCCUUCCACAGAACAGGACCGCCACGGAGAACAGAAGGUGGGAGAGGAGGAAGGCCAAACGCCUGAUUUAACCUAAGGAUCUUAAGACAGAGAUAUAUGAGCACAAAAAAAAAAAAAAAUCUCAAUCCCAUUUGAUCUAACUUAUUGCACCGGCUGGACCCACUGGAUGAAAAGUCUCACUGAGAAGUCAGGCAGUCCCAGAGCUGGACGUUCUGGUCUGACAGAACUACUCUGACCCGUGCAGGAAGACUUUUUGGACUCAGAAUCGCUCCAGUCGGUAAGAGAAGGCACAAGUACACGUUUCACCUCUCCUUAAGAGGUGUGGGGUCCCCAGCUGGAGGGAUCCAGAGCCCAGCCUGGGACCCUGCCUUGUACAGCCCAUGGGCAUCUGGGCAGCCCUGGACCUUGUCAGCACACCCUGGAUGUCUCCAGUGAUGGGAGGACGGGUCCUGGGGGACAAUGGGGAUGUUUGCCUGGUUACACAAGAGGAAAGCAAGAGGCUAGAAAUCUGCUGCAGCCGUGCAGGAAUCAUGGGAGUGAAAGCCAGGCUACAGAUUCUCUCCUCCGGCCCUCUCAGUUUUUAGGGGAGGAGACUGAGGGUCUGAGAAGUCAGGGAACUGCCCACGCCCUGUAGGGAGUAAGUAGCAGAGUCUGGAUUCCAAUCCGAGUCCUCUACCUACAAAUCUGGUAACAAUGUUGAUGCAUUGGAGCAUUUUCAGGGCAAAUCCAAGUGCCGUGUUCUGGGUUUUGUUUUUUAAUCUUAAAUCGAUCCUGGUUACUUGCCUGGAUUCUGGUUCUUGAGCACCCUUACCUGCUCAGAGCUGACAGCUCCAAUCAGGAAACACUGUGCUACCCCAAAUUACAGACGAGGAAACUGAGACCCAUGGAGGGAAAGUGACUUGGCCAAAGGGAUACGGGAAGCCACCCCUCUCUCGGGCCAGUCUGCCACUGUGUGAUCUCCAAGGGAUGGAGACGAUCUCUCCACUGUUUUCUUUUUUCCACAUCAACCCAAUAAAUAAAUUCAUUAAACUUUCCACAGCAGAGAAGGUCCGGGAUCCCCUGCCCCCUUUUAGGAGUAGAGCUUGACAAACCCAGAGCUCUGGGCUUUGUCCUGUGGGCCCCGCAUUGAUGGCGACCACGCUUCCAUUCCCCCGACGUGGGCCGUGACCCGGCAGAAGACCCUCAUCCAUCGUGUUCCCCCAGAUCACCGCCGGGUCCGAUGCUCCUAAAGUAGACGGGAGAGACCGAUCUGGAGAGACGCGUCCUCCUGGUCAGAGAAAGCCGGCCCUUGGGGGCCCGCAGCCUCCUGCUGACGAGGUUCCUCUGUUGCAUGUAACUAUUAAAUGCCAAAUAAUGAUGAGAAGACCCCUUCUGAUCUGUAUGCUUUCUUGGUCACCGUGUGACCGCCUGAGCUCUUUCCUUCCUGUGUUACAUUAAUGACGAAUGCAGAUCAUGCUUUCAAAAGGUAUUUUUAUGUGUUUUUAAGGACUUUUCCAAAUGAGCCUGACACUUGUGUUUCAGCAUUUUGAGACAUUUCCACGUUAUCUUUUUUUAAAAAUGCAAGAUUAUGGAUACAUUUUUGUUUAACUAAAUUGUAUUUAAUUUAUGCGCAGUCUUUGUAAUUAUGUAUGUACGAUACCGUCUCAGCCAUCACGCCUUUUUUGAUUUCACUUCUAAUUUGAUCUGGCUCUGUUUCUCAUGCCAGGGAAUGUUGCUGAAUUCUUUGUAUAUGCAAAUUGCAAGAUCUAAUACAUUUGGAGGGGAAGAGCAAUCUUCCCUCGCCUUUUCAGCCUGCA